UGUGGACAUGCUUUGUGCAUGGCAGAGGAUUCUCCUGGGAUUGGGUUCCAAGGAGCUCCCAAGAACUUGCGCAAAAAUGUCUAUGCAUGUGUAUAAAUGACAUGCUCAAGAGCUGUACAGCUCUAGGACUCAUUUGGAAACAAGAAAAAAACACAGACAGUGUUGUGAACCACUUCACUGAUGAUCCUGUAAGAUUUUAGUCAGUUUAUCUAUGUUAUGUUCGCAACAAACGUUUCAUCUGCAGAUGGAGAUUUACAGUACAAGAAAGGGACACCAACCUAUGAUUAGAACAAGGUGAGUGAUUGUGUUAUGUUUUUCUUACUUGAUGCUCUAUGUACGCAGGGUCGAAUGACAGGGAAUCAAUGAGCUCAACUUGGGUCCUCGACUUACUUCAAUUCAGCUACAUUUCCGUUGCUCUUUCGAAGGACACGAGGUCUUGGUUCACCUUCGAUAGGUUCUUGGCUUCAUGGUAUUGAACGGAAAGCCGGUGAUCUUACCCCUAAUGGGCGCAUGCACCGGUUUCGAUUUCUGCAAUAUGUGUCUGGAAUAGGGCGGACACGGUGGAAAGAAUGGAGGUUUAUUCCUUUUCCGGCAGCGGUCUCGUCGUGGAAAAACAAGAUUCGUAGUAGAGGAUCAACAAUGGCUCCAUCGCCUUCUUUCCUACCUACUUUGCACCGGCGGACGUCGAAAGGACAUCCCCGGCCGCCUGCAAUUCCUUCCCAUCAUUUAUUUGUGCCUGGCCAUUCUCCUGCCAUUGCUCCGAUGAGCUCGAGGAUGAUAAAUGAUAAGAAAUCUCUUUCACCACUUCCAACCAUGACAUUACCACAGCUUCCUCCGAAUCAAGGAUGCACUUCCGUAAGCUGCACUGCCCCAUUGACUUACGCCCCUCCUGGCUCGCCCUGUGGCUGUGUUCUGCCAAUCGAAGUUAAACUUCGCUUCGGUAUUCCCCUGUACACAUUCCUUCCGUUGGUCUCCGAUCUUGCCGAAUGUAUCGCAGUUGCUACGUCGUUAAAUCGAAGCCAAGUACGAAUAAUGGGAGCGGAUGCAGCUGACCAACGGCUCGACAAAACCACCGUGCUUAUUAACCUGGUGCCUCUAGCUCAGAUGUUCGACUCUAGGACCGCAUUUUUUAUUUAUUCGAAGUUCCGGAACAGAAACCUUCCCAUAAAAGCAUUAGUAUUGGGCGAUUAUGAGGUGCUCUAUGUUCACUAUCCAGGCCUUCCGCCGUCACCCCUCUCAACGACCUCAGGAUCUACAACAGUCAACGUUCAACCGUUCCCUGGUGGUGGAGAUGACGAUGGACCGAUAAAACCGAUGGGAGUAUACGUGCCACGAAGAAGAAAGAACGACUCGAGCAAAAGUAUGGUCAUCAUUGUGAUCCUCUCGUCGGUAACAGCCUUCGUAGCGUGUGGAGGUUUUCUACUGCUGCUUUUAUCAAAAUGUGGCUUUUGUGGUUGCCUUCACAAACAAGAUCGACGAAGUUUAUCAUCAUCGGGCGAAAAGAUUUCAGGUUUAGGAAGCCAACCGAGCUCAGCUUCGAUGUCGUCAUUCAACUCUAGUCUUAUGGCAUACACCGGUGCGGCAAAGAUUUUCAGUGUCGAGGAUAUCGAGAGAGCCACGGAUAGGUUCAAUAUGUCGAGGAUUCUUGGGGAAGGUGGUUUCGGGAUAGUGUACGGUGGCACUCUCGACGACGGAAGAAACGUGGCGGUGAAAGUUCUCAAGAGGGACGAUCAGCAAGGCAGCCGCGAGUUUUUAGCAGAAGUCGAGAUGCUCGGCAGGUUGCAUCACAGAAACUUGGUUAUGCUGAUUGGAAUAUGCCCGGAAGACCAUCGUCGAUGUCUCGUCUACGAGCUUGUCCCUAAUGGAAGCCUCGACUCACAUUUGCACGGAGCUGACAAGGAAACUGGAACGCUCGACUGGUGUGCGAGGAUGAAGAUCGCAUUAGGCUCGGCCCGGGGCUUGGCUUAUUUACACGAGGACUCGAGUCCUCGUGUAAUACACCGAGACUUCAAAUCGAGCAAUAUUUUACUCGAAAACGAUUACACGCCUAAAGUCUCCGAUUUCGGGUUGGCUAGAGCGGCGAUGGACGAAAGAAGCAAACACAUCUCGACUCACGUCAUGGGAACUUUCGGCUAUUUGGCUCCCGAGUAUGCGAUGACGGGCCAUCUCCUAGUCAAGAGCGACGUAUACAGCUACGGGGUCGUGCUGCUUGAGCUCCUAACGGGGAGGAAGCCCGUCGACAUGUCGCGGCCGCCGGGGCAAGAAAAUCUCGUAUCGUGGGCGCGUCCGCUCCUCGCGACGCGACAAGGCACGGAAACGAUCAUCGAUCCGGAUUUGAAACCUGGCGUGCCGGUCGAUAGCUUCGCUAAAGUUGCGGCGAUCGCAUCGACGUGCGUCCAGCCGGAAGUGUCGCACCGGCCGUUCAUGGGCGAGGUCGUGCAGGCGUUGAAGCUCGUCUGCGAUGAGUUCGAGGAGACGAGAGACGUGGUUUCGAGAACCUGCAGUAGCAGAGGAUCGGAGGGGAUUGUUGUCGACGACUUGGAGAAAUGCGAGUCGACGGUCGAUAGUUGUGCGGCAAUAUCCGCGACGGAUUUGCAGAGUGCAUCGUUUGGGUUCCAGAGGGAGUCGGAAUCUUUCCGGAGACUGUUUAAUUCGGCGCCUCUGAAAGUGGCGCGAACUCGGAGCUUCUGGCGGCAGCUGAGAGGACUGUCUCGCGGCAGUGCAAGCGAGCCGGAGUUGUCGUCGACGCUGUAAGUCGGGGCCGUCGAUAUAUAUAUAUAUAUACACAUACAUACACAAGAUGAGGCUCCAACACCAUGUUAUAAAUGCAAAAAAGUAUAGAAAGAAAAAACCUGCAGUCUUGUUCAUAAAUCUUUGUCUUGUAUCAUCGUACAGAAAGUUACAUCGAACAAAAGAAGCCAGGGAAAGUAUAAAAAAAUUGUUCUUUAAA
Messenger RNA from Andrographis paniculata, 2950 nucleotides. RefSeq names its product receptor-like serine/threonine-protein kinase ALE2. The coding region runs from base 511 to 2754 and encodes 747 amino acids. The record is from RefSeq and is a predicted model, not a curated record. Gene Ontology annotation, molecular function: protein kinase activity; ATP binding. NCBI's taxonomy places the organism in Eukaryota, Viridiplantae, Streptophyta, Magnoliopsida, Lamiales, Acanthaceae. Gene Ontology annotation, biological process: protein phosphorylation. The transcript is spliced from 11 exons.